Molecule: messenger RNA, 1163 nt
Organism: Gadus morhua (Atlantic cod)
Lineage: Eukaryota; Metazoa; Chordata; Actinopteri; Gadiformes; Gadidae
Exons: 2
Coding region: 162-1097 (311 amino acids)
Source: RefSeq, a predicted model, not a curated record
GCGGAGUCAACCGCACAUCAAUCGAGGGUUUUCACGGCGCGUCAUCAGCGCGUCAUCAAUCCGGCAGUCGCCAUGUUGGAGGUACUCGGCAAGGUAAAUAAACCGCACGCCAAGGUAAAUAAAGCGCACGCCGCAGUAGAUCCCGAAUAUCUUCGUGGAAAAUGGUAAAUUAUUGCCGUGUUUUUGGCUGUACCAAUCGGUCAGACCGCGAAAAACAUUUGGAGUAUUACAGACUGCCAAAAGUUAUAACUAAUCAAGGAGAACAAUGCCAAAAGUUGUCAGAGGAAAGGAGGCGCUUGUGGUUAGCGAAGCUGAACCAGGAUCUACGUGGCAAAAAUCUGGACAACGUCCGAAUUUGUUCGGCCCAUUUCUUGUCAGGUAAAAGGUCUGACCUUUAUCAAAAGGAUGACCCAGAUUGGGUGCCAUCUGUCGGAAUGACAGGUCAGCAAAGGUCUCCUGAAAAAGCUGGGACAUCAUCACGCUACAGCCGUCGUGGGAAUAGAACCCAGCAGAGACUGAGAGAAGCUGCUGCUGAUGCUGCUGCUGAUGCUGGAGUUGCUGCAGAGACUGAUGAUUCUGAGACUGAUGACCCUACUACAAGUGGUUAUAUCAGCAGCAAUUUGUGCAGCACGGAGACUCAAAGUGAAUUGACUGGUGAUUUAAUUGAGGCUAUGACCAGCGAACUUCAAAAUCUUAGAACUGAAAACAUCCAGUUGUGCUCUGAUGUUGCACAUUUGUCCACUACCUAUGACCAAAGUGCAUUUGUUGAUAAUGAUGAAAAGGUUUUAUUUUUCACUGGCCUACCUACAUACCAGAUACUGUUGGUACUCUUCACAUUCCUUAGUCCCCACCUCCCUGUGAAGAAGUCACUUGAUAAGUUUAAGCAGUUGAUGCUGACACUGAUGCGCCUUAGGCUUAAUGUUUCCACGACCUUCCUGUCAUAUGCAUUUAACAUAUCAAUAGCCACAGCUUCUAGGAUAGUCAUUGAUGUCAUGUUUAUUCGUAUGAAACCACUUAUCAUAUGGCCAGAAAGAGAGCAUUUACAAAAAACUAUGCCAAUGCAAUUCAGGAAACAUUUUGGGAAAAAAUGUUUUUGAACAGUUUCAAAAAAGGUACACGUUUCUAAAUAAAUUAAAUCACAUUUUGUGCGUAACUUCACAACA